GAAGAGUAACUUAGUAAAAACAACAAGCCUUCAAGUCUGCAGCUUUUUCUUUGCAUGGAGAUCAGACAUUGCAAAAAACAAACCCUGUAUUUUUUUUAAUGUGAUCAACUAACGGCAACACAUCUUGAUGGGAGCUGUUUAAAGAGAGCGGACUUCUCCUCCCUCCCCCCCCCCUUAAAAAAAGGUUUCAAGUGACGUGAUUAUUUUUAUUUCCUGCGCUUUUUAAGAACGGAGCCGUGGUUUGACCUCGCUUGUCUUUUCAAAAUCAAAACCAUUGAGGGAAGACAUUGUGAGAACUGUGGCUUAAAUGCAUGGGCUAGGUCUGCGUCUUAUGGAAGUUCUGGGCUCGAAAUCUGAACAAGACACGUGUAAUUUCCGUCAGUCAGCGAUGCUUUUCCACGGAAUCUCGGGGGGUGAAAUGCAGGGAGUUAUGGAGGAGAUGGAAAGACGAUCCAAGAACGAGCCAGGAAUCAGCUCGGGGGUAGACAUGGGGGAGAGAGAAACGACUAUGCCGUCCAUUAGUAACGAGAGACCGGCUCUGUGUGCAGGCUGUGGGGGGAAGAUCUCAGAUCGUUAUUAUCUGCUGGCUGUGGACAAACAGUGGCACAUGCGCUGUCUCAAGUGCUGUGAAUGCAAACUGGCCCUGGAAUCCGAACUGACCUGCUUCGCUAAGGAUGGCAGCAUCUAUUGCAAAGAGGAUUACUACAGGAGAUUCUCCGUGCAGAGGUGCGCCAGAUGUCACCUGGGCAUCUCAGCAUCAGAAAUGGUGAUGAGGGCAAGAGACUUGGUCUAUCACUUGAACUGUUUCACGUGUACAACCUGCAACAAGAUGCUGGCAACCGGGGAUCACUUUGGCAUGAAGGACAGCCUGGUGUACUGCAGGAUUCACUUCGAGACUCUGAUUCAGGGGGAAUUUCAGGCUCACUUCAAUCACACAGACGUGGGCACCAAGAGCGGCGCUGCCCUGGGCCUACCAUUCUACAACGGCAUGGGCACUGUUCAGAAAGGACGGCCCCGUAAGAGGAAGAGCCCAGGACCGGCGGCUGACCUGACAGCUUACAACACAGCGUUAAGUUGUAAUGAAAAUGACGGUGACCACAUGGACAGAGAACAGCAGUACCCUCCCACUCAGAAGACAAAGCGCAUGCGCACCUCCUUCAAGCACCACCAGCUGAGGACCAUGAAGUCUUACUUUGCCAUUAAUCACAAUCCUGAUGCCAAGGACCUGAAACAGCUAGCACAGAAGACAGGGCUUACAAAGCGAGUUCUGCAGGUUUGGUUCCAAAAUGCAAGAGCAAAAUUCAGAAGGAAUCUAUUACGGCAGGAAAAUGCAGGGGUUGAUAAAGCAUCUGAUGGCACAGUACUUCAAGCAGCAACGCCGUCUGGCCCAGCAUCAGAAAUUUCCAACGCCUCUCUUAGUCCUUCAAGCACUUCUACUACUUUAACUGACUUGACUAACCCUUCUAUGCCAACCGUGACGUCAGUUUUGACGUCUGUGCCUGGUAGCCUCGAGGCCACGAAUCCCGAAGCCCUACACAAACUACUCUCACAAACCUUUUCUGAGAACUCUUUUACAUGAUUCCUAUGGAGAAGAGGAAAUUCUUAGUUUAAUUAUAACUGUAUUUUUAUUAGAUGCUUUGUACAACUGACUAACAGCACUAUGGAUCUGUACUGAAAACUGAGACAAGUCAAUGUUCUGGAAAAAAAAAGUUUACAAGCUGCGGAGAACUUUUGCAGAGUUAACUUCGAUGCCCUUUUGUGUAACUGUACAAUUUUGUGGACUGAACAAGGGAAUGAGAUCAAAAUCUGAACCAUUCAAUAAAGUUGGCUAGGAAUUAUGUGUACUCCUAAGUUUUCAAAGACUGUCACGUGCCUUAUACACUGUCUUAUAAACACACAAUGGACUGCAUCUGCAUUCAAUUCAGAUUUAUGGGGUUGAUUCUUACCAGUUGUCUUUCUGCUACAUUGAAGGUUCAGAAACCUUUUUAGAAUGUCAAAGUAAAAGGUCAGUAUCAAUAAGGUUGUGCUAAUGUGUGAAAAGAAAAGAAUAUUCUGAAUAUUGAAGGAUUGCUAUUUGAGGCUGAAAGCUAGGAAGGGUUGCAGUGUGUCAUAUCACCUUUGAAUUCAUUUGGGGUAAAUGCUAUAUCUUUGUGACCACUGCAAAUUCAGGGGUAUUUAACUGUUGCUUGGAAAGGUAGCAUUUGAUUUUAUUGGGCUGUUUCAAAAUCAAACCUUCAAUCAUUCCCUUUUGAUGUUGAGCUUUUGUCCCAUGUACAUUUGUUUUGCAUUAUUUAAUGCAUUCAUGUCUGGAGAUUGUUAAAUAACUUUAAAAUACUACAGGGUGCCCAGUUUAGCUCACAUAACAGACCGCAAUGCUUUCAAUGACAUGAAAAGCCUCUUUAAUGAGCCCAUAGCUGUCUGGGGGUGAAAUCAGAUAAUGCCAGUAAUAACAAGUAGACGUUAGCAGCUGAUUUUUUUUCAAUCUCCCCAAUCUUCUUCGGAUUGAAAUUCAUAGAUUGAAAAUUUAAACUCGAUUUGCAAAAUCAAUUCCAAGUCAUUCUGUCACAUUUGCUUGUUUUGACAUUAAAAACCUGGGGAAUAUUUUCCAAGUCAAUAGAAAAUAAAAACAGACGCAGUGUCUAACAGGCUGCUGUUUCACUAUGAGCCUGUAUUUUUGCAGCUGGCAUAGACCAAUUUCACCCCUUUUGGUUCUUGCCACUCUGAAGGAAUAUCCAUAAUGCAUCUUCUGUGAUAAAACACUCCUUUUUUAAGGUUAAUCUAUUUUACCUUUCCACUCUGGUUGCAUUUGGCUUAUUAGCUGAUGAUUUGCGACAGUAAGUUAUCUCAAUCUGGGCAAUGAAAUUAUCGUUCAGACUCACUUUAGCUGGUGACAUUAUGUUCAACUCCAUAUUCAUACAAAAUGCUUGGAAGACAGUAAUCUAUUGAUUCUUACCAACAAUGGAUUUACAGGAUUUCCUCUUUCAGUGGCAUUACUGUACUGUUAUGAAGUACUUUAUCGGGUCUCAAAUGGAUGGUUCCACUUGUUAAUUAUAUGAAACAAUUGAAAACAAUUUUGUGAUUGCUUUAUGUAGCAGAGGGAAUGCAUGAAAACUAUUGCAUUAGUCUCAGUAAAUCAGAGUUCUCAUUGACCAUCCUGCCCUUUGUGGAAAAAACUAUUAUGUCCAGAAAAUAAAGACCACAAUAUGGUAAAUUUUAUAUUUACAAUUUUAAAGUAAUAUAUUUAGAUUUAAUAACUUCAUGUUACCAAUACUUAAAAGCAGAAGUGAAAUGUUAAUAUCUUGAAACAGUAACUGUGCUGUCUUUUGCCAAUGGCAGAAGUUAUUCUAAUUGCAUAAAGUUUUGUUUCAGUUCAAAAACCUCACUAGCAAACUUUGCUGAUUAACUCUUCACUUUCCAUCCAUUUUGCCAAAAUAUUCUGACAAAACGAUUUUGUUUUUGACAUGCAAGAGUCACAGAAAGUCGAUUUUGUGUUUCCUUUUGGCUCUGCUUUUAUUGAGCACUGCUAAUUCCUUCUGUUGUGAUGGGAGGUUCAACGUGAUGUGUAAAACUGCCGUGAUUGCUGUCUGUGCAGCUCCAUGGUCAGCCAGCAGGAGGCAGGUUUGAAGGCCAGACCUGUCAAAUGUUCAGACAAACCACCUCACUAGUUCCCCGUGAUUUCCUGUUGACUGCAAGUCAGGCAAGUUUGAAUGAGUUGAAUAAUAGGCCUGAAUCCCUCUGUGCCUGCUUGUGAAUCUAGGGCUUAGUUUUUUGAAUUUCCAAGUCCUCAGAAUUCCAAUAAUUAGAACAAGAAUGUCUUAGAGAGACGUUGGGGGCGGGGGGCGCGGGGGUGUUGAAUAGUUGCUCAUUUUGUAAAGUUGUUACAUGAGUAAAUAACGUUUUAAAUUUAAGUUUGCAUAUGAGUUGGAUGAUAAUGGAUAAGAAGGGCUGCUUGUGUUGAAGGCAUCUGCCACACUGGUUAUUAUUUUGGAGAAACGAAGCGACUGUAAGCCUGUCUUCCAAAUAUAUUAAUUGGCAUUCAAUAAAAAUAAGAGCACAGUUUAAUGUCAACAUACAAGAGAUCCAAGAAGGCUGCAUUUGUGAUUACUGGGAUGGUUUUCAUUUCUCGGUGAUUUUUGCAAUCCUAUUUAAAGAUGUUUAACAGCAUACAGUCUAUAUGAAAAUAGUUAUGACAAAAGACACCAGGUUUGUAUUGGGUAUCCAAGACGUAAGAUGCCAACUUAACACCACAUGUCUAAUGUAGAAAUUGUUCAAAACUGAAACAAGCAUUUAGUUUGUAUAAAACACCGUUAAGUACAAUGUUGCCAAAUGGUAAUCCCUUUUGGAGGACCUCAAAUGCUUGUCAAGGGAAUUCUUAGUGUCAAUAGAUAAUUACAUUUACAACUUUAACCUUUAAUUUUAAAUUGAGGUACAGGUCCCCUUAUAGACAAGGGAAGUCUGAUAACUGUUGGGAUGUAGCUGCCAAGGGUCAUAAAAUGAUUAAUAAUAAUAUUUGUUAAAAUGAAAAGUAUCAGAAGUAUGGCAAAAUGUACAGUGGAAAAUAAUAUUAUAUAAAUAACGUUUUACUGAAAGUGUGGAUAUUUUAAAUACCACAUUGUGGAAUUAUAUAUUUUUAUUCUUUGAAUGUGAGUGGUAAUUUCACUGCCCAGAUGACUGUGACUUCACAUGUAUAAAAAUUCAGUGUGCCAUUUUCGAUGUGAGUGGUAGCAGGCAGAAACCAAACAUUCGUUUGAAGUCCCAAUUCCCUUUCUAAUCACAAACAUUGACUGUAGAGUAAAGGGGCUACUUCUCCCAGUGAGGUGAGUGGCAGUGGUUCACUCACUUAUUUUGAUAGCUAUCAAAAGUCAAUAGCAUCAGCAACACACAUAUGUUCUGCGUUUUUCACAAUGGUGAACCAGCUGUCAGAAUGCACUAUGGUACAGUUUGUGCAGUGUACACUAUCGGAAUUCAUGGUAAACUCAAGCCAAUUUGCCAAAAAUUGGAAGUAUUGUGGGUAUCAGUAUCUCAUGAUAAAAAAGGAAUUAUAGAUUGGUUAAACAUGUGUCAACUACAAAAUGGAUUACAUAUUUACAUCUUUUAGUAUUCUUUAAAUAAUGAAAACAAAAUGGAUGAACUAAGUAAAGUAAAGGUUGAAAAGAUAUUUGACUUUCCUAUUGAGGGAACUGGAAGUACAUUUAUAGCAGCAAGUUACACAAGAGAUAUGAUCAUACGUUUAUGAAGAGACUAUGGAAUUUCACAUAUACACUUUACUGAAAUUGCUGACCCUUUUUAUUGUUUUGAUGCUUGGUCUUGUCUGAUUAUGAAAAGCACGCUGGCUUUGAAUGCUGUACAUUUUCUAUUAUACCAAUUGUACUGUCCUGUACACAUUCUUGUACAGUUGAAUGUGAUGUAUUAAACAGUCUCCAUUUUUGUUGACACGUAUAAAUUAGCUUAACGUAAUUUACAUUUUUUAAAUGUUUCCUUGGCAAUGAAUUUUACCAACAAAUUCAUGUAAUUCAUACAAAGAAAAAAUUGUGGGCAUGUUUCCUAUGGCAGAAGGGCACACCCGUCUCAAAGAUUAAAGCUAUAAACCCAACAUGAUAUAUGUGAUAUAAUUACAAGAGGAAAAAAAACGUAACUCCCAUUUAGUUCGAGUCAUUGCCAUUCUUUCUUUCUUGAGAUAUGAAAGCUCUUAGGUUAAAGCAAAAGAUUAGACAUUACUUAGGGGUUAACCAAUUUGUAAAUAUGAUUUUUUUGCAGGUAGAGCAAGUAUUUGGGCCAAUUGAGACUGCCAUUCCCGAAGUUUGAAAUGUCCUAUCGUUAAAAGAAUGAAAAUUUUAAGACUGGAAACUAGGUGACUUCAAGACAGAGGUCAUUUGAAAAGUGAGCUGCUUAUAUUAGUUUACUAUAUUGAUGUUGAAAAAAUGUAAAAUGCUUGCUGGGCAUUUUUUCAAUUAGAAGAAAGACUGCUACAAAGGUACAAUACUUGCUCUUGCUGCAAAGUAGAAGGCAAACAAUGCUCCCAAAUGGGAAAUGUGCUAUCAAAUAAUAACAACAAUGAAUUCAUGAAUAAUAAUACAGUAGGUUCUUUCACAGUCUUCUGCAGUUAGAUCCAACCAGUGGCAUAAUACAAUAAACUACCCAUGACAGAGCUCAGCUAUUGUUCUUUAUCUAAAUACUGAGGCAUGCUUUUCUCAGUUCUUCUGAAAGAUACCUGGUUUUCAAUUUGUCCUCAUUAAAACAGGUCCAAAAUUGGAUGAGGUAAAUGUACACAGGCAGCUUUUUGAUUAAUAAAUCAAAGUCUUCACACAUGUUUAUGAUGAAAGAGUUCCUAUUGUCUGAAUUCAGUUGGCUUUAGUAUUUUUAGAUUUCUAGCUGCAUUGAAGAACUGACUAGAAUUUUGCAUUUGUGUAAAUCACGUAAUUUAUUAUACUGUUUUGGGAAAGCUCCAAUAACUCAUGGAAGUAAUGCGUAUAAGUUGGUCCCUUGACACUAAAGUACAACACUGAAAUAGAUAUUGAUCUGACUUCAGUUAAUAAAAGCUUUGUUCAGUAUGGCUGGAAAUGGUAUUGUUAGAUAAGUUCUUCAUUGUCAGUGUUUUGAUAGAUAUUAGAUGGAGGGAUAAUUAAUCUUUGCAGAUAUGGUGCAUUUUACAAAUUAAUGUUUCCUCAAUUUUUGCCUCCACAUCCUUGCCUUCACACAUGCUCCACCCACUGGAACAGUGUGCUCCAAGCUAUAGGUUCCCACCACAACCUUAACUAGUGGCCCUCCAUGAUUGCUGCUCAUAGUAUUCUGCAGUUAACCAACGCAAAACACAUUUGCAAAUGAUAUAUAAUGCUGCUUUUUUUCUCCUGUGAGAUGUAGUGAUUUAUUAUUAUGUACUGGUUUAUUGAUCAGUCAAAACCAUAUCAUUUAAAAUGGUCAAAAGAGCCCAAUUCAUAGCCAACAGAUCCUUUGAGAAGUGGCUUAUUUGAACCAAUGUCCUAAUGAACCAAUGUUUCUGAUAUGGGAUCAGUUGGUGCAGAGUGUGCUAGAGUCCACAGCUGUGAAGCAAUUGGUUUUAGGUCUCUUGUUGGCAAUUCCUCAAGAGAGAGCUCUGUAUCUGUAUGGUAUCAUCUCUAGAGGCAAUCAAUGACAGCAAGUCCUUCCUCAUAAGUUGUCAAAAUCUCAAGGAAAGUUAAUAAGCAGCUCUUCUCUCUCUGCUGUCAGUUGGUUGCACUUUGGGAACAGUUUACAUGCCCAGUUGCUGUAUUGGAAUAACUGCAUCAAAUGAAAUAGUGGAAACAGAAACCAAAAAAUGACGCAUUUAAAGGAAUAGGGGGAUGUUAGUGAGCUUGUGGAAAUGGGAAUGGGAAGAGAACAUUAAGCUACAGUUCAUUUUGUAUGUUCCUAUAAUUCCAUUUCUGUAAUAUUAUUUACACUGGAAAAUGAAGAUAUUUUUGUUGAGAUUGCACAUUUAUAUAAAAUAUAUUUAUUUACAACUUUCAAAAACAAUUUGAUUUUCAAAGGGAUUGCAGUUUUAUGGUAUUUAACCCUUUCCAUACUUAAAUAAUGUGAACAAAGUUAUUGAAAUCUUUAGAGAAACUUAAAUCUGCAAGAAAUGAAGAAAAACAAGAAAAAAACAAGCUCUGUAUUUGUACUGCAUAAAUCCUCCCUCAUAUCUAUAAUAUAUGAUACUUGUGCAUCAAUACACUACUGGACAUUUUUGAUGUAUAAUAUUUUGGUGUAGUUCAGUUAUUACAAAUGUACUUUUUUUCUCAAACAUACCUAAUGGAAGGAGACUCAGAUGUAGCAUCAGCAGAAGACACCAAGUCAACAUGAAUGAACUGGGUAAUUUAAUCUAUUUGAACUGUUUUUCUAAACAAAGAACAGAAAUGUACAUAUUAAUUGCAGUGAUGCAUUACUUGAAUAGUUGUAUUUUGGUUGUAUUUGCUGUCUGCUUUCUACCUUGUAUAUUAUUCACUAUCAUGUCUCUGAUUUUCGAAUGAAACUCUAGGGAUUGGGCAAGACAGGUUCAUGACAAUAAUCCUCAAAACCUUUAUGAGAUGUUGUUUCAUGGUCAGCUGGAAAUGUGGUGGGGUUUGGCUUUUGGGAGAGUUAAAAGUGAUUCUAAGCUGAACGGGAACAAGCUGAUGAUGUCCUUUAUUAAGUAUAAUCACAUAACUGAGAUUGCUAACUCUCACUCAGGUAUUUCCUUACCAUAAAUAAAACAGACAGAGUGCUUCAAAGACUUUGGACUAUAAAAAAUCUUCAAAAAGUCUACAUGAGAGUGAAAUUACAUUUAUUAACUGCUUAAAAAAUUCUUAGAAAUUGUGUUGUUUUGUGCUGUACUGCAAGCACAAUAUGGGAAAGAAGUAAUUUGUUUGCAGUAAGUCACCAUGCAUGGUAUGGCCUGAGAAGAAGCAUUUUAUAUGUCCAAUUUUUGCAUUUGAUUUGGAAUGUUUUGAUUUGUUAAGAGGGACACUGGGUGGAAGAGGGUGGGGGUUACUGUCUAGAAUUACAGGUGGUUUAGAGGUCCAACCAGUUUAUUAUAUUUCAUUUCCAUUCUGAAGAAGGAUCACCUGAUCCAAAACAUUACCUCUGCUUUCUUUCCACAGAUGCUGUCAAAUCUACUGAGUUUUUCCAGCAAUUUCUGACUUUGUUUCUAAUUUUUUUUCCAUUUUCUGUUUUUUGUUGGGCAGCCAGACUGUCAGAUGGGAAGGCUUGUGCUGGAGUAGAAUAUUCUAGUGAGUUUCUGGGUGGGACUGAGAACAUGAAAGGGUUGAACAGAUCACAGGUUGGAAGAUGGUUGAUAGAGGAAACAAGUUUGCUUUUGUUUUGGCUGGAGGGGGAACCUAUUCCUCUUGGCCCACAAGCUGUGCUGGAAAAACACUUUCCUGUUGGAUGCUAUCAUUCCUAUAUUUCUUCAGGUGCCAGCUUGGCCAAUUCCUGGGAGACUCAAUCCAUAGCUGUUAAAUCUUAUCACCUGUGAAAUUUUGAAGCAAAAUGUAAACAUUACCAGCAUAUUUAGCUUCUCAAGAGUUACUCUUCCCCAAAAUCACUUUGUCAAAAGUUAAUGUGGUGGCAUUUGGGCUGGCCACAUUGCCUUUCAGAUUUUUGAAAUUUCAACGCUGUCUCCUCCUGACCAUUUCCUCGUGUCAUGGGAGAUUAAAAUUUAAUCAGCCUGUGCCCACCUUCACAGCAUUUCCCAAACUUUAGAGACCCAGACUCUACUUCAUCCUUUCAGAAUCUCAUUUUCUCCAUGGCUUUCCAUGUGGUUAAUUUUAUCUGAUGCUCAAUGAUAAUAUACUUAGGGGGUAAUGGGUUUAAGCCCCAAUCCACAUUCCCUAGCGUAUACUUCAAUGCAGUACUAGGGACCACUUUUCAAAGAAAACAUUAACUGUUAUCCUCUCUCUGGAUGUCAGAGAUCCCAAGACACUGUUUCAAAGCAGGACCUGGAAGUUGUUUCUGUCCAAUGCAGUUUCCUCAACUGCCGUCACUAGCAAACAGAUUAUGUGGCCAUUAUUGAAUUGCCAGGUGUGACACUUGUCUAUGAACUGAUUGAUUGCUUUUCGGUGUGUGCUGCCUGUCAUGUCUUUAAAGUAUGUGGGCUCCUCAGGGGUUUUCAUGGCCUGCUGUGCACAAGGAUUGCCACUGUUUAAUCUAACAAAAGUCUUGUAGAGUAAAUAAAGAUAUAGACUAUUCCAUCUCUGCAAUUAUUUAUGGUUUGUAAAAGUAGGCUUUACAUUACUAGAAAGACUGGCAGGAUCUAGCCUUAGGUCUAUCUCCCACAAGACCCACUUUACUCUUCUACCAAGCCUCCAUAACAUCAUCACAGUGGGUGGUGCUUUUUGCUCUCAAAUAAGUACUAACCCUUUCAAACCCUAUGCAACAGCUGUCUUUCUGUUAUCUACAUUGAAAAAAUGUAUACACUUCAAAGGAGCACCCCAUUGGCUGUAUACCACACGGAAGCAUCCUGCAGUCAUGAGAUGCUCCUGAUAAGUGCAAAUCUUUCUUAAUUUCCUCUUUCUUUUGUUAAAUCCACAGGUUCAUCUGGUUUGUUGUGGGGGGUGAGGGGGGGUUGGGUGUGGGCCAGUCAACAGAAAUAAGGUACUGCCCAGAUAAGAAGUACAAAAUGAAUCAAAUUUCUUUGCCCGGUUAUUGAGUGGCCUUGGUAGAGGUCACAGGUAAACCAGAUGUUCAUAUUUCCAAACAGGGAAUAGCGUAAGAUAUGGGAAAUUUUAACAGGGAUGUAGGUAGGAUGCAGCAUGGAAUAAGAGUCCAAUAAGAAGAUAAAACAGAUAAUCUUGGAGUUUUAGAAGAAGUUUUAAAAUAACCAAUACAUAAAAAUCUGGUUUAAGAUGUGUUUUAAAACUGAAAUGUGUAUUGUGGGUUUGUAUUUUUACUUGCACUGAGCUCAAAGCACAGUGAAGCAUGCACUUACCUGUCAUAUCAGACAAAACACCAGUAGUUCCCAGUACAGAAUGGAAGUUAUUGAAUAAUUGACAAUUUGACAUUUUGAACUUACCCCAAAUUUGGGAGUGAAACCAAUGAGAGUAGUGAGUGUAAUCAUGCUUGGGCUGUGAGUUUGAUUUAUAUGAAAUAGAGAAAUGGGUUCUGGCCAUUUUUCUUUGCAGCUUGAGUGGUAAGAUGAUUAACUGGACUGCCCACUUUGUUAUAGAUUCCAUUCCAUUUUGAAAGCUACCUCAAUUGGUUCAUUCCUAAGGUCAGGAUUUUACAUUUUGCAGCUCGAGGGUGAGGGAGGAAGUGUUCAGUGGUGACAAGAAUAUUUACUGGAUUACUUCCCAUCAGCUUGUUAAGAGCUGACCAGUGAGCUCCUUGGCAAGUCCCGGAUCCGGAGUCUGGGAAGCUCUUGACCAAUCAGAGUCAAGUAGCUUCUUGGUCUUAGAGAUGGUUGCUGGGGACAGUCUAGACUUCAACUGAUCUAAUGGUGAGAUAGCGUCUUUUUCUUUCUGGUAAGGUGGGUUUUGGGGAUCAUUGGAAAGGCUUGGUGGCUUUCAGCAAUCAGCCCCUUUCCCACGAUCUUGUCCCUGAUUGAGAAAAAUAGAGGUCUGCUCUCCCCUCAUUCUAACAGGGGAGCCACUUCUCCCAAGGAGGCAGCUAAUUGAACCAGUAGUGAAUUAAGGCCUGAAAUAUACCGGCCACUGCAGCAGACAGCUGGAACUGACAACCGGAAGCGGCAGGUACAAAUCACUAUAAAUG
Molecule: messenger RNA, 11199 nt
Organism: Chiloscyllium plagiosum (whitespotted bambooshark)
Lineage: Eukaryota; Metazoa; Chordata; Chondrichthyes; Orectolobiformes; Hemiscylliidae
Product: LIM/homeobox protein Lhx2
Biological process (GO): regulation of transcription by RNA polymerase II; neuron differentiation
Cellular component (GO): nucleus
Molecular function (GO): RNA polymerase II transcription regulatory region sequence-specific DNA binding; DNA-binding transcription factor activity, RNA polymerase II-specific
Source: RefSeq, a predicted model, not a curated record